CAAAUUUUGGUGAAUGGUCAAAAUGGAAUUGAAAUGCCAACAGAAUUAACUGAAAUUCAAUGUUUACCUGUACCAAAGAAUGGAACAAAACAUGGUAUUCGAAUACGAAUUUUAUGUAAUUUAAAAUUAACUCAUGCUUCCUCAUGUGAGAUAAGAUAUCCUGAUAAAUAUCAUUGGAUUACG
This is a messenger RNA of Loa loa (African eye worm), 183 nucleotides long. RefSeq lists its product as hypothetical. NCBI's taxonomy places the organism in Eukaryota, Metazoa, Nematoda, Chromadorea, Rhabditida, Onchocercidae. The annotation marks the transcript as partial. The transcript has a single exon. The record is from RefSeq and is a predicted model, not a curated record.